Saccostrea cuccullata (small rock oyster) is the source of this 2030-nucleotide messenger RNA. RefSeq lists its product as uncharacterized. The transcript has 5 exons. NCBI's taxonomy places the organism in Eukaryota, Metazoa, Mollusca, Bivalvia, Ostreida, Ostreidae. The record is from RefSeq and is a predicted model, not a curated record. Bases 24 to 1700 code for a protein of 558 amino acids.
UUCCAGUCCAGAAAGUGAACAACAUGCUUACAUCAUGCUUUUCUUUUCUCAUCCUCACAAAAGGUAUCACCUCAAUGAUAGUAUUAACACAACCAGAAAUAAAUGCUUCACUUGGUAAAGACAGAUCCAUUGUACUAAACUGUACAUUCUCAGAAGGAACAUUAAGGUCACUCCUAUCUAUGAUUUGGAUAAAGAAAAUUGGAAAUGCAUAUAUUGAUAUAGCACAAUUCAAAACCAUUCCUAACCAUGAAGCACGUUUGACCGAAAAUGGGAAUUACCUGAUUAACAGAUCUCAACUUAUCAGUCCAGGAAAUGGUUCAACCAAUAGCUUUAUUUUGACAAUCAGUGACAUUGAGUGUCGAGAUGACGGGGAGUACCGAUGUGUGUUAAAUUACAUUGAAAAUGAUGGUCGAACAACAAAAAUAACGGGAGGCACAACUGUGUUUUUACAAGUGGAUGCAGAAAAACCAUCCAAUUUUACCCUGUACCCUAAUGACACUCUCAGAGAGAACGACGAGCUAAAAUUGUCUUGCUCUGCAAAUGUUGGAAAUCCAGAGGGAUAUAUUGCUAUAUGGAAAAGAGAUGUGCUAGAAAAUAUCAAAGUAUUACUGAAUAAAUCAAACCCGGUUGAGGAAAAGAACGAGAACUGCUCUACAUUCAGUCACCUGACCGUAAAUUAUACCGUAUCCAAAAAAGAUAAUGGUGGAAAAUUUAGUUGUUCUUCACAAAAUAGACAAAGUCAAGUUCAAGGACCAAGCAGAGUCGUGAAUAUUCUCUAUGGCCCUUCCGAUGUCAUCAUUGAUAUGUGGCCUACAAGUCAGACCGUGUUUGUCGGGUCAAAAGUAACUUUUACGUGCAAUUCUGACGGGAAUCCGAUUCCAACUUUAAAAUGGAUGUUUAAUUCAACAUACGAUCGUUCUGAAAAGAUACGACCACUCACAUGGAAAGAAAGAAUUUUGGUUUUAAAUAGUGCCAACCUCAACGACAGUGGUGUUUAUUUGUGCGUAGCCUCAAAUUCAAUCUUUGGAGAAAUAUUGCACAAGUCUUCAAGCAUAGCACUGAAAGUCCAAGAACGAGAGCAUGGAAAGGUAAAUCAGCAAACUUGUCGAGAAAAUCAGUGUGCAUUCUCUGAAAGUUGUGUAGUUCUAGAUCACAAAGUUUUAUGUACGACAAAUAUUUGGAGUUAUAUUGCUCUGCCAUUCAUUUUCUUUACUCUGCUAUUUGUGGUGACAUCUGCAGUCUUAUGCAUGAGAAGUAUUAAAGACUCAUCAUUCAUAAAAGUUAAUAGAGAUAUGAUGUUAGGAUAUCUUCGUUCACUGAAAAGAAAGCAAACCCCAAGAGGAAGAGCCGCUUUGAAUAGCACAGAACAGUCCAGUACAGUAGAGAGAAGUGACACUACCACCUAUGAGCUUUUGAACAAUAAAGAACAAAGAGAUGCAUCUAGCAACGAGAAAACAAGAUAUGAAACUUUAAAUAUCGCGAUGGAAACAAAUACAAGAUACGAAGCUUUAAUCAAUUCUGAACGAGCAAGCGCAAGAUACGAAGUCCUCGAUAUGGCAUCACAAACAAGUGCAAAAUACGAGGUUUUGAAAGCAUGUAUGAGAGAAGAAAAAUAUGCAAAAUACGAGGAAUUAAACAUUUCAGAGCAAGAAAAAACAAGAUACGAAUUUUUGAAAGUCAAAGAAUCUACAAAUCAAUAAGGGCGAUUUCAUAAUGAUUUAAACUGAAAUGCAAUACGAAAAUUAGAAAUCAGAAAGAUCUUAAGAACCAAAUGAGAAUGCAACAAUUCAGAUAAAUAAUUUCAAUUUUUAAAAGUUAUUGGGGAUGCUAUAUAUCUUUUUGAACUCGCGGGCUUUACAUAUGGAUAUAAAGGCCUAUUGAAUUGUUGAAGAACGUCAUUAUCUUCACUGUCGGUGCUAUGUGAGUUGUUAUAUUCUCUGUUGUGUUUAAACAAAUAAACAAAUUAGUAAAAUUAAUUGGAUAUUUAAGUAUUAAUAAACGGUAUAUAUGAAGUUGUCUGACAAUGUAUA